AUGAAGCGCAAGUUUUCUUUCAACUUGGCGCCCGUUAAGAUUCCCGGCAAGCCCGACGCCGCCAAGGACAAGACAGCAGAGCCGCCCGCGCGUGCCCCGUCGCAGAAGGAGGCGCCGGCCCACAGGCGACACCACUCGAAGGAUGACUUCCCCCACCUCGCCGCCUACAUCAGCCGCCAGUCGCUCGACGCCCACACCGAACGCGAGCUGCGCGUGGCCUGCCGCUAUGUGCUGCAGAACUUCAAGCCCUCCGACCAUGGCAUGGAAGACACCGAUCCACGACUGGACUUCGGUGCCAUGAACAGGCGCAAGGGCGAGCAGAGCAAUGCCGUAGUCGGUGCAAACGAGGUCCGGGUUAAGAUGCCCACUGGAGCCCCGAUCGACCUCAAGACUGCCCUCGAAGCUAGGAGAAUCAGAGCAGAGGCCGAAUCGAAGAAGGCCCCUACGCAGAGCACCCUGCCAGUCCGCACCAAGUCUGCCCGACAGCGCUUCGACGACGCCUUCUCAGACGAGCGGGCGCGGUCGGCAACAAAGAAGUAUACCACAGCCAAGCCAGCGCCCGCCGAGACGCUGCAGAGGGGUCGGUCUCAACGCAAGAGGACAGAGUCUGUCGACACCGACAGCCUGGCUACCCCCAUGACCGCCUCUACCACCGAUGCGUACGUCAAUCAGGCAUCGACUGCCCCCUCGUCCGCCGCUCUUACCUCAGGUGGGACGUCCAACCGCCAUUCUCACCAGCUGGAGCCAGCGGCGAUCGCAGACGCUCAAGCUGCUGAGUGGAUGCGUAAGGAGCUUGAGAGGAGGAGACAACAAAACGACUCUCCUCAGCAAGCUCCCUCCACCGCCAACCGACCACCGAGCCGUGCUCGAAGUAUCAAGGAGAACAUCAAGGAAUACAUCUUCCCAGGCAGCACCACCGUCUCCCGCGCGCCUUCUCGAGCACUGAGCCGUACUCAAUCCAGGGAGUCCCUGGCGUUGUAUGAUGAGGACGGCGAGCCGAGGCGUACAGGGUCUCAGCGCGGUUGGCGAAGCUGGGGUUCGGCGUUGAGGGUCAAUUCGAGGAGCAACAGCAGACCGGCAACGAGGGCGGGUCGAGACGCGGACGUAGAGCACUCCAAAAAGUCAGAGGUCAACCUCAAUCGGGAAUUACCACCACUACCCAGUCUUGACUCGUGGAAAGGCGAAGUCAAGCCACAACCUGAACUGUCCAGCUCACACAUCGCUAGUGUGAUGCGCGCACACGACAAACAGCAAGGUCCCUUUUCGCCAACGCGCAGUCAUCACAUGAGCAACGGGUCCGACAAUUUAGCCGUGCAAUAUGCACAAUCACAUCCCCAAAGUCCGUCGCACAGCCAUCGGUCUCCUAUGUACAAUAAGCAGAGAUCGGAUUCGAAGAAGAGCUCUCCCCGACCGGACCAAUUAGAGAUCUCCCAAACGAUGACCGGCUGGUCCUCCUCGACUGGAAACAUCGCUCCCCACAAUGGCCACGCCCGUCAUCAGAGCGCCGAUACCAGCAAAUCGAGUAUGGAUCAGCACAACUUUUCACGCAACCUUAGCGUAGACACGUCAGAUCAGUCUGCGCCCCCUAAUGUAGUCAAGUCGCCGAAGAGUCAGCAGCAGAGCAGAUUGAAGAAAGUGUUUAGUGGUUGGAUGUUGAAGAAAGAGAAGAAGGAUGAUUGGAUGCACAAGAUCGAGAAAGAAGGUGUUAAAGAGGGUGUCAUCGUCCAAGAUGGCAGUGCGCACACACCUGUGGUGCGCUACUAG
Molecule: messenger RNA, 1764 nt
Organism: Boeremia exigua
Lineage: Eukaryota; Fungi; Ascomycota; Dothideomycetes; Pleosporales; Didymellaceae
Exons: 2
Coding region: 1-1764 (587 amino acids)
Source: RefSeq, a predicted model, not a curated record